Messenger RNA from Sphenostylis stenocarpa, 1695 nucleotides. The record is from the annotation of a GenBank genome assembly. Lineage: Eukaryota; Viridiplantae; Streptophyta; Magnoliopsida; Fabales; Fabaceae.
AUGCUGGAAGAAAAGGCAAUAGGCACUGCAAUGGCUUCAGGGGAGCAAAAAUCACCUGCCCAAACCCAAAGGUUGCAAAUUUAUCCCAAUACAAAUUCUGGGGUCUCACCUUUCUGGAGAGAAAAGUAUGAAAAAGAUGCCAAGAGGUAUUGGGAUGUUUUCUACAAGCGCCACAAGGACAAAUUUUUCAAGGAUCGGCACUACUUGGAUAAGGAAUGGGGCGAGUACUUUUCUGGAGGAGGAAAAAAAGUGAUUUUGGAGGUUGGUUGUGGAGCUGGAAAUACUAUCUUUCCUGUGAUAGCAUCAAAUCCAGAUGCUUUUGUUUAUGCCUGUGAUUUCUCACCACGAGCUGUUGAGUUGGUUAAGACACAUGAAGACUACAAGGAAUCCCAUGUUAGUGCUUUUGUCUGUGAUUUGACAGCUGAUGAUCUGAGCCAAGAGAUUCUUCCAACUUCAGUUGAUAUUGUUACAAUGAUAUUUAUGUUGUCUGCAGUGUCCCCAGAAAAGAUGCCUCUAGUUUUGCAAAAUGUUAGAAAAGUUAUCAAGCCAAAUGGAUAUGUGUUGUUCAGAGACUACGCUACUGGAGACCUUGCUCAGGAAAGGUUCUCUACCAAAGAUCAGAAGAUUAGUGAUAACUUUUAUGUUAGAGGUGAUGGCACUCGUGCUUACUAUUUUUCAAAUGAGUUCUUGACAAAUUUAUUCAAAGAAAAUGGUUUUGAUGUUGACAAACUUCAUGUAUACUGCAAACAAGUUGAGAACCGCUCAAGGGAGUUGAUAAUGAAUCGGCGGUGGGUCCAAGCUGUAUUUCAUGUAUCAGAUAGUUCCAACUCGUCUUCAAGCAAAGAAGCCGAGGACAAUAAUGUUGAUAAGGAAAUCAAGCAAAAUAGUUUGUAUGGUGGUUUAAAUGACUCUGCAGUUGAUUUGUCUGAGGGUCUGGCAAUUGAUAUGUUUGGAGUCUUACCUUCCAGUGAGUAUGAGAUCAUUGAGAUCAACCUUAGAGGCUGGAAUUUCAAGAUUAGUUUACUUUCAAAAGAGUACCAACAUACCUGCAAGUCAACGGGUUUGAUGCUGUGGGAAUCGGCUCGUUUGAUGGCUUCUGUCCUUGCAGAAAAUCCCAGCAUUGUUGCAGGAAAAAGGGUCUUGGAGUUGGGGUGCGGCAGCGGCGGUAUCUGCUCAAUGAUUGCUGCUGGAGAUGCUGAUCUAGUAGUUGCAACCGAUGGAGAUGAUUUUGCACUUGAUCUCCUGGCCAAAAAUGUUGCAUCUAACAUUGAGCCAUCAUUGCUGACUAAACUAACCACCAAACGAUUGGAGUGGGGAAACAAAGACCACAUAGAAAGCAUAAAGGAUGUAGUGAGCAAUAGAGGAUUUGAUGUCAUCAUUGGCACAGAUGUGACAUAUAUUCCUGAAUCUAUAUUGCCACUGUUUGCAACUGCAAAAGAACUGAUUGCUACUGGUGGAAGCCAUGAAGAUGGUAAUGUUCCUGCACUUAUUCUUUGCCACAUCUUCCGCCGGGUAGACGAACCAACCUUACUUUCCGCUGCGACGCAUUUUGGAUUUAGAUUAGUUGACAAGUGGCCUGCUGAGACUUCAAGUAAUUUGUCCCAUAGCAUUAUUGACAAUUGGUUUAUUGACAAUGGUUUAAAGGAUGAUCUUCCUAGUACAGCAUUGAACAUCUUGCUCUUCUGCAAGGAGUGA